AUGUCAGAAGUACACAGCAUCAGCCGAUACGGCGGCUUGGUGCCAGACCCGCCGACGGCCGCGCCCGCCACGUUUGCCUUGAGGGUGGUGGUCUUGAACAUCGGCCUGUCCAAGGCGCCAAAGUCGACACUCAGCAUCUGGGCAGACUCGCCCUUGGAGCAGCAGUGCGGCGCCAGGGCCGACAGGACCCUGGAGGUCCCCAAGCUGAAGGCAAACGGCGGAAAGUUCAAGGCUUUGGUGGAGGGCCUGUCAGCACCCGCGGGGCCCCGCACGCUGCGCCUGUUCGCGGACAGCGAGGGCAAGAUCAAUGAGACGAGCGAGGCCAACCAGAUCACCUGCAAUUACACAGUGACGGCCAAUCCUAUAGCAAACUUGGGUUUAGUGGGCGUGGCUUGGGCUCCCACCAACCUCGUCACAGCCGACUUCGCCGGCCUGACUGGGCAAACUUUUGACGUCGUGCUCACCGUACAAAACUCGGGCAGCAAGGAGGGAUCGAUCGGCACCGUCAAGUUCUUGUCGGGCCUCAAGAACGACACCCGGGUGCUGAGCUGCGGCAGUCCGUCGUCGGACUUCACCGUGAGAUUCACUGACGCCAUCCACCCCGGCAAGGUCAAAAACUACAAGGUGCAAGGCAUCCCAAUAUUUGCCACCCCUGGCCUCAGCAUGGUCCAGGUUCUCAUAGAUGCAGAGGGCCGCGAGAGCGACAACAUCGGCAGGGGCUACUACAAGUCGCUCGCCGCCCCCCUCCCCGCGUUUUACGAGGUCGGCACAUCGCGCAUGACCCCGCGCGGGCUCGGCCCCCUCAAGCGCGGCGGCACCGCCGACCUCAAAAUCACCCUCAGGAACGGCGGCAACGGGCCGGGCGCGGUCGGCGUCGUGUCCGCGUUUGCGAACGGGGACGAGCUGCCGUUGGACGAGUUCAACUGCACGACGGGCAGAGGCGCGGGCUGGGUGUCGACCUCAGAGUUUACUGCCCAGGUGGCAGUGAAAGCCAAGGCCAAAGUCGUCGUCAAGGGGCUGAGGCUGCCGUUCAGCCCUGGAAAAUAUUACGCGGUGAUGCUGCUGGACAGCACAUGCAAGAACCAGGAUAUAUACGAGGCGUUUGAAGCUGUGCCCAGUAUGAGUGUCAUUGUUGUUGAAUACCGUAUAUAUUAG
Messenger RNA from Monoraphidium neglectum, 1155 nucleotides. RefSeq lists its product as hypothetical. The transcript has 6 exons. The record is from RefSeq and is a predicted model, not a curated record. Lineage: Eukaryota; Viridiplantae; Chlorophyta; Chlorophyceae; Sphaeropleales; Selenastraceae. The coding region runs from base 1 to 1155 and encodes 384 amino acids.